AUGAGAGCCAAUAUUGCUUGGUUGAAGAAGCUUAGACUGAGACGACGCCGGAAGCACACCAAGUUAACUGACUUACCUUACGAAAUCCUCGUCAACAUCCUUUCGAGACUGCCUUUAAAGUCACUUCAUCACAUUCGACGUUUGUCCAAGAUCAUGAAGAACAUAGUUGACGGCCAGUCUUUCGUUACACUUCACACGCGGUUACUUACUGCUACCAAUGCUGUUGCUGAAGUACCUCAACUUAUACUUAUUCAUAACAUCGGCAUGGCUUCUUUAGCGGCAGUACAAUUAUUCGAAUACGAUGGCAACUCCUCCUUGAAAGAGAGAAAACAUGCAAUUGUCUCAGAGAUUGGAUUCGACGGUUUCAACGCUCGGAUCGUUCAACAAUUUGUUUUCUGCAACUUGUUUUGCUUUACAGUUGGGAACUUCUGCAUCUUAUUUGAUCCUUUUAAGGGACAAGUUUUACCACUCCCGAUGAGUGACGUCCAAGUUCCCGUAGAACACCGUUAUGAUGUGUACGGUAUGGGAUUUGAUGAUUUAACCAGCACCCAUAAAAUUAUUCGUGUUUCUGCAGAUAUGCAGAACAAUAUCGUGGCCCAAGUUCUUGUCUUGGGCACAAGCUCGUGGCGGAAGAUACGCUCAGUUCCUCCUUAUGAUUUAAGCUCAACAAAUUUAUUUGCAAACGGAGAUAUGCAUUGGUUGCUUCAACGGAUCGACAAUUACUUUAACUAA
Molecule: messenger RNA, 732 nt
Organism: Pyrus x bretschneideri (Chinese white pear)
Lineage: Eukaryota; Viridiplantae; Streptophyta; Magnoliopsida; Rosales; Rosaceae
Product: F-box/kelch-repeat protein At3g06240-like
Exons: 1
Coding region: 1-732 (243 amino acids)
Molecular function (GO): protein binding
Source: RefSeq, a predicted model, not a curated record